CCGGCCCGCCCCUCCAGGUGUGAGGUGGAGCAGGAAGCGGCGACGGCGGUGCCGGAGGGGACCCGCGCCCGCCUCGGCGCCGGGUCCAUGCGGGGAGAUGGUGGCGGGCCAGGCGCUGGCCGCGCUCCUGGCCGCCCUCCUGGCCGCCUCGGCGCAGCUCCUCCCGCCGCAAGCUUCCUUUGCCAUCUCUCUUCGUAAAGUGGACAACACCACAGUUACAAUUAAACUGAGACCUGGUGUUUCACCAAGCUGUAAAAUUCGCAUUAAAAGUGUCACCGGGUCUGAACUCAACAUAAAGCCUGGGGAGAAUGUGACUUUUACCUUCACUUGUAGUACUCCAGAGAAGUAUUUCAUCAUGGUAAUUCAGAAAAAUAUUGACUGUGUGUCAGGCCCAUGUCCCUUUGGAGAUGUUUAUCUUUACCCAGUGCAGCUGCCCCGCCUUAACAGGACUUACAUCUGGGACGUGAAGGCAAGUACAAAAGCUGGACUUGAACUAAAAUUUUCUGCCCCAUGGCUAAGGCAGAUUGAACCAGGAGAGACGUGCUCAGAUUUCGUUAGCUACAACAUCAACAGCUGUAUUGAUAACGCCACGGUCAACAUUGGCACCUUCUGCAGGAAUGGCUCAGUGUCUCGCGUCAAGUUGCUGGGAGGAGUUGUCAUGUCUCUGCACCUCCCAUGGGACUCGCCCCUCACCACCUCAGGCUUCAACAUAGCUAACAGGACUUCCAUAAAAAGGUUAUGCAUAAUUGAAUCCAUUUUGAAGGGGGAGUCUUCCAUCACCCUGAUGUCCCCCAACUACCCACUGGGCUUUCCAGAAGAUGAGCUCAUGACGUGGCAGUUUGUGGUUCCUUCAAGCAUGAGAGCAAGUGUGUUUUUCCACAACUACAGCCUCUCCAACUGUGAAAGGAAAGAGGAGAGGGUUGAGUACUACAUCCCUGGCUCCCUCAGCAACCCGGAGGUGUUCAAGCUGAGUGACAGCCAGCCUGCCAAUAUUGCUGGUAGUUUCAAUAUGUCCCUGCAGGGCUGUGAUCAGGAUGCCCAGAACCCGGGCAUCCUCCGCUUGCUCUUCCAAGUCAUUGUUCAACAUCCGCAGCUUGAUGAGAAUGUCACCCAUUUGGUUGACCUGAGCAAGGAGCGGAACAUGACUGUAACAAUACACUUCGAAGGGUGGCCUGGCCGCAUCCCACUCAUGUCUGAACCCAUAUGCUUAAUCUGUAAGGAUCCUCGCACCUGCGACCGCAUCUUGACUUUAGCGUCUGGCACUGUCUACAGGAUCUCCUUUCUGUGCAAGGACUUGUCCCGUCUGAGGAUCACGGCUGAAAAAGGCAUAAGCUGUGUUGAUCUUCGGUGGUGUCAGAGGAAGAUCUAUUCUCUUUCGGUGCCCAGGGCUAUUAUGCAAUUGCCAAUUCGGCUGCACAAGUUUAUUUGGAGGCUCUUGGCCCCUGAUCUGAUCAACAUAGAAGUUACCUCUCCGUCCUUGAAACUUCAGCAACAUGUCCCAGAGCAGAGGUGCAACAGGAGCUACAGUUACAGCAUUGUUAGUGCCACCCCAGAGACGGAGCUGAAUGUUGGUGUAUUCUGUCCUGGUGGAUCCAUUGAAAAGAUUCAGAUGAGGAAUAAUAUCACCAUAUCCUUAAAACCAUUUGGUAAAGGAUUCAUCAAUGAGUCUAACCAUCAAGAUUUGAAAAUGUCUUUUGUGCCACAUAUUAAAGAUGAGUGCUCUUUCACUGUGAGUCCAAAUCCAAAGGCCAAAGUUUACUUGCAGACUCCCAACUGGCCUUAUGGUUUACCUCCCUAUGUCUCCAUAUCCUGGUACGUCAUUGUGCCCAGCAAGCAAAUUGCCCGCCUUGGGUUCCCCAAGGACCGCAUGGGUAUUGCUUGUGAGACAGGCCGUGCCUAUGUCAACAUAAAGGAGGAGACUUUGGGGGCAGAGGAGACCGUGCGCCGUGAGGAUGAAGUUCUGCCUGAUCCCCGAAAUAUGUAUCACAACUUUUGGGUAAACAUCUCCAACUGUAAACCUGUGGACAGGAUGCAGCUGACCUUGGAGUUCUGGGUGACUUUUGCUGACAAGCAGAUAGACCUAGGAAUCAUACUUGCUUUGGUAGCCGGGGCCGGAGUUCUUGUGGCUAUCGGACUGACUGUGUGCUGUGUUAAGAAGAAGAAGAAGAAAACCCAGAAUCCCAUGGUGGGAGUGUACAAUGCUAAUGUGAAUACCCAGAUGCCUGGAAAAAAAGGCUUAUUCAGAAAAGGGAGGCAAAACAAUGAGUCUCAUGUCUAUGCAGUUAUUGAUGAUGCUGUGGUCUAUGGACACUUGCUGAAGGAGUCUAAUGGCUCAAUUGCCCCAGAAGUUGAUGUGUACCGGCCUUUUGAUGGACGCGUUGGUAGCUUGCCUCCUUCACCACCUCCAUUCUCCUUCAGAAAAGACAUUAAAUGCUCUUCUAACACUGAGGAGGAAUCUCCAUCUCUGAUGGACACAGACCAUGACACUUACACAUUUGCUCAUCAGAAAUUGGGGCAAUUGGAGGACAAUGGAGAUGCAAAUGAAAAGGAUAAGAGAGACACAAGUAUGCCCUUGCUGGAAAGUAAGAAACAGGAUGGUUUAGUGGAAUAAUUUUAUACCAGGUAUAGCAGUUUUGUGUGGAAACACAGGUGUAAGGAUAGCUGUCUAGGAAAAAAAAAUACUGAAGAGGAGUGUUAUUUUUAAAUAUGUUUUGAUAUUGUGUUGUUUUGUGUUUGUGGUUUUGGUUCUUUUGUGUCAUUUUAUUUUUUUUAAUUUAGCUGUUGAUAACUUUCAAUUUUAAAGUGAACAUCUAGCAAACUCAGUCAGGACAUUCCAGGACUGCAUGCACUUCUGGUACACUUCUGCUUUUUACUAAAAAGGCAUCAGGAAAUUUAAUUCUUAACUGCCAGCUUAAAACUGGGGCCAUUAGUAGUGGGGAGAGUGUUCUGUCCAGUAUUUCUUCCUCUCAAAGUCAUUUGUUUGAGUGUUGGUUGGUGACUCUUAGGAGAUGCAGGCUGCAUCACUGUCUCAAGGCAGCUCCAGGUUGCACACAUCUAAGCAAUCUGCUAAUAUCUGAGCACAGGUGGGGACACUGUCCUU
Molecule: messenger RNA, 3100 nt
Organism: Neopelma chrysocephalum (saffron-crested tyrant-manakin)
Lineage: Eukaryota; Metazoa; Chordata; Aves; Passeriformes; Pipridae
Gene: CDCP1
Product: CUB domain containing protein 1
Exons: 9
Coding region: 98-2611 (837 amino acids)
Source: RefSeq, a predicted model, not a curated record